Molecule: messenger RNA, 6342 nt
Organism: Linum trigynum
Lineage: Eukaryota; Viridiplantae; Streptophyta; Magnoliopsida; Malpighiales; Linaceae
Source: the annotation of a GenBank genome assembly
UAAACACACAAUACAUUAUCACUGAUAUAUUUGGCUCAUAGUAUCUCGCGGUGUUUGAUUUCAAGUCAUUGUCUAGAGAUAACAUCCAUAGGACUAUUCUGAAUUGUAACUAAAGGGCAAUUUGGAGAAUGAGAUGUUGGAGAAAACAUAUGUAUUUCCUUUGAAUUUUGAAUGCGGUUACGUGAAAAAAAAAUGGUUGAUAGAGGAAAUUGAUGAAAGUGAACGGGCUCUUGAAACUGACCCGUAGAAACCACAACGAGCUCGACAAGCAUGCAACGGAAAGCCCAACAGCAGGUCCAGCCCAUAACUAUCGUAAAAAAAGUCCGGCCCAUAACUCAUCUACACAUCCUCCAAUAAUAUAUAGCACACUUUUAUGUACUUUUCUCCAUUUUAAUUUUCUUACUCUCUCCUUAAUUUUAGGUAGUGGUGUAAUGAUAAUUAAGGAAGUUACUAAUUAAAAAAAUGUUAAUAUAAAAAAGUAUGUUCCUGAUAUGAUCCAUUUUUACCCACCUUGCAAGCCACAAUUGCUUGAGCAAGAAGCAAGUUAAAUUGGCAAAGAAAAACAUCAAAUGCAACUAAGUGUUUGUUCAUGUGUGCAGGAUACUCACUUUGCAAGGAUGAUUCUCUCCAAUGCUUCAUUGAAAAUGGACAAAGGAAGGCUUGACUUAAAGCUUGGGAGUUGCUCUACAAGAUGGAGUGCUUUGGAGUUCAAGGUGAAGCCAGAAGAGUGGUUUUUAAUGCCUCUCACAAGGCUAGGUCGAAACUGGAAGUUUGCCAGAAAACGGCUAAGUGUCAAAGUCAGUUCGUAAUUUUUUGGGCGACGAAAUGUCAUUUCCUAUGGAUUUUGAAUUCUAUAGAUCACGGAUUCAGCCUGAGGCUAUUCUUCAAUGAUGACUAAGUCCAUUAAGCAUCGAUUUGGGCGGAUUUAUCCCGGGUCAAUUUUUGGACGAUUCAAAAGGGGUACAAUCACAGAUCUCGGGCGAUUUUUCUGAAAUGCCAUUUUCUUUGGAUUCUGGAGGCUGCAGAUCACUGAAUCAGGACGAGGCUAUUCUCCACCGAUAAUGAUAUUCUAUUGAUCCUAUUCUCCACGGAUGAUAAGUCCAUUAAGCAAAGAUUUGGGUCAAUUUAUUUUCGGAUGGCAUUUUCGUAAUUUUUUGGGCAACGAAAGGUCAUUUUCUUUGGAUUUUGAAUGCUACAGAUCACGGCUUCGGCCUGAGGCUAUUCUUCAAUGAUGAUUAAGUCCAUUAAGAACCAAUUUGGGAGGAUUUAUUCCGGGUCAUUAUUUGGCAGAUUCCAAAGGGGUACCAUCACAGAUUUUGGGCGAUUUUUCUAAAAUGCCACUUUCUUUCAAUUCUGGAGGUUGCAUAUCACGGCAUCUGGCCGAGGCUAUUCUCCACCGAUAUUGAAGUCUAUUGAUCCUAUUCUCCGCAGAUGAUAAGUCCAUUAAGCACCGAUUUGGUCCAAUUUAUUUUCGGAUGGCAUUUUCGUAAUUUUUUUUGCGACGAAAGACCAUUUUCUUUGGAUUUUGAAGGCUACAGAUAACGGAUUCGCCCUGAGUCUAUUUUUCAAUGAUGAUUAAGUCCAUUAAGCGCCGAUUUGGAAGCAUUUAUUCCGGGUCAAUUUUUGGCAGAUUCGAAAGGGGUACUAUCACAGAUUUCGUUGAUUUUUCCGAAAUGACAUUUUCUUUCGAUUCUGGAAGCUGCAGAUCAGGAAAUCAGGUCGAAGCUAUUCUCCACCGAUAAUGAAGUCUAUUGAUCCUAUUCUUCGCGGAUGAUAAGUCCAUUAAGCAUCGAUCAGCCGAGGAAAAGUGCACUCGGCCGAGAAGUCUCGGCCAGGAGCGCACCUCGGUAUAUCAAGAAUAACAAAAUCAACAGGAUAUGUGCAUGGAUUACGAGUUUAUCGAUAUUGAAUCGAUUGAACGCAACUUAAGGUUGUACCAUUAGUAUAGGUACAAUUUUGAGUUGUACCAUAAAGAGAUUUAUUAGAAAGUGUAGGUACAAUUUAAAGUUUUACCAUUAGGUUUUUUUGCUAUUUUACAACAGCCUGAAGUCUCGACUAAAGGUCUUCCGACCCUCUCAAUCUGAAUCUCUAGGGGGCGACUAACCUCCACCGGAGUAUUUGAAUUUUAUGGUGUGAUUUAAGAACUUUGUGUUGUAAUUUGAAUUUUAUGGUGGAUUGGUGGAUUGGAUUGGUGGAUCCAUGGAUCAAAUGGAUUGGAUCUAAUGGAUUGGUGGAUUCAUGGAUUGGAUCAAGUGGUAGGCUUUCCCGAUGAUUUUCCGGCUUUCAUCAUGAACUUCUCACAAAUUCUUUUUGCUCUAUCCGUGCCCUUAAAAACACAUCCUCAAGAUGGAAUGAAUUCGUUAUGCUCUACAAAACGAGAUCAAUUUUCAAUAUAUUUCGAGAAACUUUUUUUUUACUAACUACAUACACUCGGCCGAGGAAAAGUGCACUCGGCCGAGAAGUCUCAGCCAUGAGCGCACCUCGGCUGUGCACUCGGCCGAGGAAAUCAGCCACUGACCGAGCGGUAUACGGGUGCGCCAGAGCCAUGAAAUGGGCGUAUUUUUCAGUCGAUCCACGACGACGGACAUAAAACAUCACCUUGAAGGCAAAGAGAGUACGAACACAACACAUUACGGGACUCGAGUUGUUUGUACCACGCCAACCCAAAGGCAGAAAACCUCACCCGUAGAAUGCCCUCUGGGGCAAGACCUCUCCAGCAGCUGGAUGCCAUUUUUACCAGGAGCGGUAAGACCAUAUCUGCUGAUCCUGUCCCAUCCAGACAGGAGGAACCACUACCUGCUGUUUCGUCGAUGGAGUUCUUCACCGACCAGUUCCAGCAGAUGGCUCUCCAGUUCCAACAGCUGAUCUACAUAACCAACAUCUCUUGGCUCACCAGCAUCAGUUCCAGCAGACGAAAUGGAAACCAACGGCUAAUCUACAGAUUGAGAUUUAAAAUUUGAUUUUAAUUUGCCCACGUGUUAGAAGUGCAUGAUAAAUACCACCAAACCCCAAUACUGCAGAGGAAAUUAAGUGAGUAUUUACCCCACUAGUUUGUUUAACAUGCCUUCUAGGAUGCCUACGCCUUGCUAAUGGAGGGAGUAUCAGGUGACUAAGGCUUGACUAAGCCCCUCUCACAAUAUCAGUAGGAGGCGCGCCCGAAGGUUAGGCAGCAGUGUGGUUCCGGGUGCCGUCGCGUCAUUGAGAUCCGCACCCACAGAGGCUCGAAACAAUUUAAAACAUCAUUGCAACGUUGAAAAUGACAACCAUACAACAUUAACGCGAAAUAUAACUUCAUACAUGUGUUCAUCAUUCGCGGAAAAGCGAGGAUUCAUAUUGUGACUAAAAGGGAUGAUCCGUUCUUGCCUUCUUGAUUGGACAUUUCCGAAACAGUAUUUGACUUUGAAUACAUAUAGUAUGCCCGGACCGAAUCGGCAUAUUUUAAUGUGUUCUUCGUCAUUAAUAUGUUUGCUCGCGCUAAUUGUGGCCGUUGCGAGUGGCCGGGUUGGCCGUGCCAUAUUCUGCGAGAGCAAACACGGGCAAGAGGGGAUGUCCCCGAAAUUGAACAUCGAAUUGAUCCACCCUUUUUCCCGCUUCCCCACCUCCUCGCAAUCAACGGCCCCGCCUGGGAGAAACAGGUCACGAAUUGACGCAUGAGGCACACAAAGUCGGUUAGCACGAAACAAAUAACUAUCCACUCGAUAAUAUUUUCCCUCACCAUGGAUCCUGGUGCAUGAUCUGUUUAGUUUGAAACAUGAUUGGGUUCUAUUCUCCUUGAGAACAAACAUGGCAUAAUAACUCUUUUCGUUGAAGAGUUAUUAUGCCAUGUUUGUUCUCAAGGAGAAUAGAACCCAAUCAUGUUUCAAACUAAACAGAUCAUGCACCAGGAUCCAUGGUGAGGGAAAAUAUUAUCGAGUGGAUGGUUAUUUGUUUCGUGCUAACCGACUUUGUGUGCCUCACUAAAAAAAUGUUAGCUAGCCUAGUAGCCUCAAUAGGUUUGUAGAAACAGAAAAUGUGGCCUAACGUGAGUUCUCAGCUCUUUCCCUCACUUCCUGAUCAGUUUUGUUUCCCGUGUGGCCAUUUUCUAUGCUAAUAGUAAUUGGUGGUCGAGAACGUGACGCAGUACCACAUGACUUCGGCCGCGGGGACGUUCUGCUACAUCGACCCGGAGUACCAGCAGACCGGGAUGCUAGGGGUGAAGGCAGCCUUUCCAGGCUAGACAGGGGCCAUCCCCACAGCAGCAGCCCUACCAGCCUAGGCAGGGGCAACAAUUCCAGCAGCCCCAGCGUCAGUACGUAUGGACAAAAAAAAUAUAAUUGAUAGUGAGGGACACCCCUAAAUUUGAAAAAAUUAUCGUGAGUCUACUAGAUCAUGCUCGUCGCGAGUUUGGUAGUCCUCGGUGGUCACGAGUCCGCUAGACCGCGCUCGUUCACUGAUGAGGGUAAAAAAAAUCAUUUCUACUGCUCCCGUGUCGCAGCCUAGCCCUACAUAAUUAAUGAGCCAACUUGAUAUUUUGGCGCGCCAACAAUCCCUACCCCUUCAACUCGUUCUAAUAGAUGUAGUGUUACGUCUCGCAAAAUUUACUAUGUGUGUUCCUUUUAAGUGCGCCUUCCUUCCUCGACCAAUUAUCCGACCCCCAUUGGUUGAAAGCUCCAUGAACGUCAGGCUCGUUUGAUUCUGAUUUUCAGUACGAAUACAUUUUUAGGGGCAAUUUAACAAGCUCCUUGUUGUAAUUCUCGUAGACUAACAUUUGCAACAAUUUUGCAAGGGUCCGAGUUUUAGAAUUAUUAGGCAUCUUUUUUAUUUCCUGAAACGACCUGUUUGGGCCAAUUUAUUUUCGGAUGACUUUUUCGUAAAUUUUUGAACGACGUAAUACCAUUUUCUUUGGAUUUUGAAGGCUACAAAUCACGGAUUCGGCUGAGGCUAUUCUUCAACGAUGAUUAAGUCCAUUAAGCACCGAUUUGGACGAAUUUAUUCCAGGUCAAUUUUUAGCAGAUUCCAAAGGGGUAUCAUCACAUAUUCCGUUCGAUUUUUCCGAAAUGCCAUUUUCUUUCUAUUCUGGAGGCUGCAGAUCAACGAAUCAGGCCGAGGCUAUUCUCCACUGAUAAUGAAGACUAUUGAUCCUAUUCUUCACGGAUGAUAAGUCCAUUAAGCACCAAUUUGGGCCAAUUUAUUUUCAGAUGGCAUUUUCAUAAUUUUUUGCCUACGAAAGGCCAUUUUCUUUCGAUUUUGAAGGCUACAGAUCUCGGAUUCGCCCUGAGGCUAUUCUUCAACGAUGAUUAAGUUUGUUAAGCACCGAUUUGUGCGGAUUUAUUCCAAGUCAAUUUUUAGCUGAUUCAAAAGGGGUACCUUCACAGAUUUCGUGCAAUUUUUCCGAAAUGUCAUUUUCUUUCGAUUCUGGAGGCUGCAGAUCAUGAAAUUAGGUCGAGGCUAUUCUCCCGAUAAUGAAGUCUAUUAAUCAUAUUCUCCAUGGAUGAUAAGUCCAUUAAGCACCGAUUUGGGCCAAUUUAUUUUCGGAUGACAUUUUCGUAAUAUUUAUGCCUACGAAAGGCCUUUUAUUUUAUUUUAAAGGCUACAGAUGUUCUUCAACGAUGAUUAAGUUCAUUAAGCACCAAUUUGGUCGAAUUUAUUCCGAGUCAAUUUUUGACAGAUUCCAAAGGGGUACCAUCACAGAUUUCGGGCGAUAUUUCCGAAAUUCCAUUUUCUUUAGAUUCUAUGGGCUGCAGAUCACGGAAUCAGCCCGAGGCUUUUCUCCACCGAUAAUGAAGUCUAUUGAUCCUAUUCUCCACGGACGAUAAGUCCAUUAAGCACCGAUUUGGGUCAAUUUAUUUUCGGAAUGCAUUUUCAUGAUUUUUUGGCCGACGAAAGGCCAUUUUCUUGGGAUUUUGAAGGCUAAAGAUAAUGGAUUCGACCUGAGGUUAUUUUUCAACGAUGAUUAAGUCCAUUAGCACCUAUUUGGGCGGAUUUAUUCUGGAUCAAUUUUUGGCAUAUUCGAAAGGGGUACCAUCACAAAUUUAGGGCGAUUUAUCGGAAAUGUCAUUUUAUUACGAUUCUGGAGGCUGCAUAUAACAGAAUCCGGCCGAGGCUAUUAACCACCGAAAAUGAAGUCUAUUGAUCCUAUUAUCCAAGGACGAUAAGUCCAUUAAGCACCGAUUUGGUCCAAUUUUUUUCGGAUGGCAAUUUCGUGAUUUUAUGGCAAUUUCGUGAUUUUUAGGGUGACAAAAGGCCAUUUUCUUUGGAUUUUGAAGGCUACAGAUAACGGAUUCGGCCUGAGGCUAUUUUUAAACGAUGAUUAAGUCCAUUACGAACCGAUUUGGGCGGAUUUAAUACAGGACAAUUUAAGGC